Rubroshorea leprosula is the source of this 878-nucleotide messenger RNA. Lineage: Eukaryota; Viridiplantae; Streptophyta; Magnoliopsida; Malvales; Dipterocarpaceae. The record is from the annotation of a GenBank genome assembly.
GCUGUACAGGUGCAGGUUGUGACUGGGAAAUUUUUGCAUCAAUGGACAAUAAAGCUAAUUGCAUUCGGGUGAAGACUUACAAAAGAGAGCAUGGCUGUUUCCGGACAAGUAAAAUUUCUGCCAUGACAAUGCAUGAACUUGCAAAGUAUUGGAAAAGAAGGAUUCGGGAAACUCCUUUCAUAGCAUGCAAGUUUAUGAUGGAACAAACAUAUGCAGAGUUAAGGGUGGCUGUUCAUUUUGACAAGUGUGUGAGGGCAAAAAGAAUGAUCAUGAAAGAGCUACGAGGCAAUUUUAAAGAUGAGUAUGCCAUGCUACCUAGUUAUGGGGCUUACUUGUCAAGUCUAAAUCCUAGUAACACAAUUGAAAUUGUUAAGGAUAGGAAUGAAAAUGGUGAAUGUGUCUUCAAAAGAAUUUAUGUUUGUUUAGGGGUUGUGAAAGAAGGCUGGAAAAAUGGAUGUAGAUAUGUGUUAGGGGUGGAUGGCUAUUUUUUGAAAGGAGUCUGCAAAGGUGUGCUGUUAUCUGCUGUUGGUCGGGAUGGAAACAAUCAAAUGUACCCUAUGGCUUGGGCCAUUGUUCAGGGAGAAAACAUGGAUUCAUGGGAGUGGUUUUUCUGGUUAUUAAGGACAGAUUUGAAUUUAGACAGUGGUAAAAACUUUACCUUAAUAUCUGAUGAACAUGUGGGAAUUAAACAUGCUCGAGAUGCUGUAUUGCCUGAUUCAGAGCAUAGAAAUCUGGAGAGAGAAUAUGGUGAAACUAAGGGCAAUUUCAAAUGAAGGUUAUGCUCAAUUAAUGGAAAAAGAUGGUAAGUUUUGGUCUAGAGCAUUUUUUCAAAGUCAUUCAAAGUGUGAUUCUGUAGACAAUAACAUGUCAGAAACAUU